UCUUCUUUUCAAAAUUGGUUUUCAAAUUUACUCUCUGUCUAACUGAAAAAAAAAGCAAACUUUCUCAGUAUACUUCUUCCUCAGAAAGCUCCAAUCUUUACAGCAAACUAAAACGAGGCAAAACCAUAAUGGAACCGGAAAAUUCACAAUCUUUCGGAAGAGACACGCCCACGCCGGAGCAGGAGCCGGCACCGGCACAAACUGAAGACGAACCUCGACAAAGGGUUUCUGCAUAUGACCUUAUGGUAGUGGAGGGGGUUGAUCAAAAAAAGGAGGAGAUGCAUAAAAUUUUAGACCAGAUUCAUGAGAAAGCUUCAUCAGUUCUUGAUUCAUCGCUACGGUGGGAAGAAAUCGACAAGCCGUUUGAUUUGCUAAAGCAACGAGCCAUGGAAGUGGAUUUGAAGGAGGAAUCUGUAAGGAAACAGAUUCUGGAUCUGGAGAGGAGGAGAAAGGAAGCUGAACUGAUGGAAGCAUCUCUUAAGGAACUUGAAGCGAGGGAGAAUGAGUUCAGAGAGAAAUCAGCUGAACUGGAGAAGAAAGAAGAGAUUUUUGAACUGAGAAAGCUGGAAGAAGCCAUAGAGAUUGAUGUUAAGAGGAAGUAUCUAGAGUUAAAGGAAAAGGAACUUGAAGAAAGGGAGCAAGAGAUUGAAUUGAAACAGAGAGAAGUUGAAGAACUAUCUAUGCAAGCAGGGACUCGGAAGAGACGUAGGCUAGAAUCUGAGCCUUCACUGUUGGCAACGAAUGGUAGAGAUGCUGAGGCUCUUGGACAAUACAACCAUAAUGAUGAAGACAUGGAAAAAGAUUCGGCUUCUACAUCCUCUCCUGUACAAAUAAGUGAAGGACAUGAAGAAGAUGUUGAAGAAGUUGUCUCCAUAGAUGACAGUGAUGAGGAGGACCAUGAGCCAUUAUUGUGUGUUGAUUCAGAGUUUGCAGAUUUCAGCAAGACGAUGACAUCUUUCAAGGCUGGUCAAGUAUGGGCUCUAUACGAUGGUAUAGAUUCUAUGCCUAGGUUGUAUGGACGGAUCAAGAAAAUUAAUAAACGUGGGACGAGUCUUCAGUUGACAUGGUUUGAACAUAAAGAUGAGGAUUCUGUUGUUCCUGCUGCUUGUGGGAGGUUCAAAGUAGGGAUCACAGAAACCAUAAGCCAGUUGACCUUUUCUCAUGUGAUGAAUCCCAUCAUAAAUAGCAGACACUUCAUCGCUGUGGUUCCAAGGAAAGGAGAAACGUGGGCUCUUUUCAGAGACUGGAGCAAAAGCUGGAACAAUAACCCCAAACAGCACAAGCCUCCUUAUAAGUAUGACUUUGUGGAAGUUCUGGUCAACUUUGACGAUUGUCUAGGUGUUGGAGUGGCCUAUUUAGGAAAGGUUGAGGGAUUUGUAUCGGUCUAUGAACAAGCUGGCAAGGAUGGAGUCGUCUCACUCAUGAUCGCACCAGAGGAAAUGCAAAUAUUCUCUCACAGGGUGCCAUCACUUAAGUUAAAUGGAAAGGAGAGAGAGGGAGUUCCCGCUGGUUCUUUCGAGCUAGACCCUGCUGCUAUCACCAGUGUUCCACUCACGCCUGAUAGCUCUAUCGGUGAGGAAGCAGAAGAGACAGAAAGUCAGAGCGAGGGUUGUGGUAAAACUGGUGAGGUUGAAGAUCAAGGUGGGUUAAGAAAAGAUUUCCCCAUUGUCUUAGAUUGAGUGUGGUCUAUAAUUGUCAGUCUGAUGGUCUUAGUUCUUCUAAGAUGUAGUAUUUUAUUUCUCAAAUGAUGGCUGCUUGUUGCAGAAAAUGGUACUGUGAUCCUUCUGUGAUCUGUUUGGACAUGUCUGUGUCUCUUGAAUGGUAACUUCAGGUGGAACC
Molecule: messenger RNA, 1839 nt
Organism: Camelina sativa (false flax)
Lineage: Eukaryota; Viridiplantae; Streptophyta; Magnoliopsida; Brassicales; Brassicaceae
Source: RefSeq, a predicted model, not a curated record